Messenger RNA from Coffea eugenioides, 3933 nucleotides. RefSeq names its product LRR receptor-like serine/threonine-protein kinase. The transcript is spliced from 2 exons. The record is from RefSeq and is a predicted model, not a curated record. The coding region runs from base 357 to 3731 and encodes 1124 amino acids. NCBI's taxonomy places the organism in Eukaryota, Viridiplantae, Streptophyta, Magnoliopsida, Gentianales, Rubiaceae. Gene Ontology annotation, cellular component: plasma membrane. Gene Ontology annotation, biological process: protein phosphorylation; hormone-mediated signaling pathway. Gene Ontology annotation, molecular function: protein binding; ATP binding; protein kinase activity.
AACUUAACCAAUAAAAAAGAAGCUCUGAGCAAUCUGCAAUCUCCACCCCCACCCACAAACAACCUCAUCUCCACCACCUUAAAACAAAUCCAAAAUCACCCAUCUAAAAUUCCAUCUAGCUCUCUUUCUCUGCAUAAAAUAUAACGGCCUAGCUGUUCUUGGAUCCGGAGAUUCUGGGUCUUUCUUAUAUACUAUUGUUAUUAAUUAUAUUAAAUAACCACCUAUUUAAAUUGAAAACAUAGCCUACAAGACAUGAUUUGGUUGUUGUUGUUCUCUCAACAUUGUUCCUCCCUAGGUUCAAACCAAACCUUCUUUCUUUGCUGCCUGACAUUGGAGUUUGGAGCAUAUAGUUUCUAAUGCCUGGUAAUAUAUGGCUCCUCUUCUUCCUCUUCAUCUCCGUUUUUCACCUUACAAAACAGGCUUUCGCCGUUAACCAACAGGGCGAAGCACUUCUUUCUUGGAAAAGAAGCUUAAAUGGACCCCUUCAGGCAUUGAGUAACUGGGAUUCAACUGAUGGAACUCCAUGUGGAUGGUUUGGAAUUACAUGCAACUUCAACAAGGAAGUGACAGAAGUGAGUUUGCAGAACAUGGACUUAUUUGGAAAUGUUCCGAAUAAUUUCAGUUCAUUGUUGUCCCUGAAUAAGCUCGUCUUAUUUGGGACUAAUCUAAGUGGUUCAAUUCCGAAAGAAAUCGGUAGUCUUCAAGAAUUAAGGCUCUUGGUCCUGAGUGAGAAUGCAUUGACUGGUGGACUGCCAGGUGAGAUUUUCCAUCUUCCCAACCUUGAAGAACUCCAUCUGAACUCAAACAGGCUGGAAGGAUCCAUUCCCGACGAAAUUGGGAAUCUGACAAGCUUGACUUCGCUGACUCUCUUUGACAAUCAGCUCAGUGGAACAAUUCCGAGGAGUAUUGGAAAUUUAAAAAAACUUGAAGUGAUCAGAGCUGGUGGUAACAAGAAUCUUCAAGGCUCAAUCCCAGAGGAAAUUGGAAACUGUACCAAUUUGGUCAUGCUAGGCUUGGCAGAGACUUCCAUUUCAGGAUUUCUACCUUCUUCCCUCGGCCUCUUGAAAAAUCUCCAGACCAUUGCUAUCUACACCUCCCUUUUAUCUGGCCAAAUCCCCCCAGAACUCGGAGAUUGCACAGCUCUCCAAAGCAUCUACCUCUACGAGAACUCCCUCACCGGCUCAAUCCCGACCAGGCUCGGAAAUCUUCCGAAUCUUCAGAACCUUUUGCUCUGGCAGAACAAUUUAGUCGGUACAAUCCCUCCGGAGCUAGGAAACUGCAAGCAAUUGGUCGUCAUUGAUGCCUCGUUGAAUUCUUUAACAGGCAGCAUUCCAAUGACAUUCGGGAAUCUGAGCCUGUUACAAGAAUUGCAGCUAAGUGUCAACCAGAUAUCGGGCCAGAUCCCAUCAGAGCUCGGAAACUGUACUGCUUUAACCCUUAUCGAGCUCGAUAACAAUCAGAUAACAGGUACUAUCCCCUCAGAAUUUGGAAACUUGUCAAAUCUAACUUUAUUAUUUCUUUGGGCUAAUCGUUUGAAUGGGGAUAUUCCAUCUUCAUUGUCCUCAUGUCACAACCUUGAGGCCAUUGACUUGUCACAAAAUUCAUUGACUGGUACUAUUCCAAAAGGCAUCUUUGAAUUACAGAAUCUCAACAAGUUACUCCUUUUAUCCAACAAUCUCUCCAGUAGUAUUCCUCCCGAGAUCGGAAAAUGCUGGUCGUUGAUCCGAUUUCGGGCGAGUGACAAUCAACUCACAGGUUCAAUUCCUCCGGACAUUGGAAAGUUGAAGAAUUUGAAUUUCCUUGACCUGGGAUCAAACAGGUUGACUGGAUUGAUUCCCCCAGAGAUCUCUGGCUGCCAGAAUCUUACAUUUCUUGAUUUACAUUCAAAUUCAAUUGGCGGGAACUUGCCUGAGAAUUUGACUCGGCUAGUUUCUCUCCAGUUCGUUGAUUUUUCAAAUAAUCUUCUGGAGGGGUUCUUGAGCCCGAGUCUAGGCUCUUUGAAUUCACUCACAAAACUUGUUCUUGGGAAAAAUAAGUUUUCUGGGAAAAUUCCCAGCCAAUUGGGUUCUUGUUUAAAGCUUCAGUUACUUGAUUUAAGCAGCAAUGGAUUUUCCGGCGAGAUUCCAGCUAGUUUAGGCAAGAUUCCAGCGCUGGAGAUUGCUUUAAAUUUGAGCUGGAAUAGUCUUUCCGGCAACAUUCCAUCAGAAUUUGCAGCAUUAGAUAAACUUGGCGUGCUGGAUAUUUCUCAUAACCAGCUCACCGGUGACCUUCAUUUUCUGGCCGACCUCCAGAAUCUGGUGGUGCUUAAUAUCUCCUACAACAACUUCUCCGGCCGCGUGCCAGACACUCCUUUCUUCUCAAAGCUCCCACUCAGCGUCUUAGCCGGUAAUCAAGAACUUUGCUUCUCCGGUAACCAAUGCUCCGCCGAUAAGGGUGGCGCAGCAAGGCGGAGCAAAGGUGCAAGGGUGGCCAUGGUGGUGCUGCUUUGCACCGCAUGUGUGCUGCUCUUGGCUGCACUUUUCAUCAUCCUAGGGAACAAGAAGCGGGGCCUGUUGGGCCACGAGUGCCACGUUGACAGCGACGGCGACGAUGUUGAAAUGGGCCCACCGUGGGAAGUCACGGUGUACCAAAAACUUGACUUGUCCAUCAAGGACGUUCUUAAGAGCUUGGUACCCAGCAACAUUAUUGGUCGAGGCCAUUCUGGAAUUGUAUAUCAGGUAAUCCUUCCAUCAGGGCUAUCAAUGGCGGUUAAGAGAUUCCGAGCAUCAGACAAGUUAUCGGCAUCGGCAUUUUCAUCGGAGAUAGCAACCUUGGCACGAAUUCGACAUAGGAACAUUGUUAGACUGUUGGGUUGGGCAGCUAAUAGGAAGACCAAGCUUUUGUUCUAUGAUUAUUUGCCUAAUGGAACAUUAGGCACAUUGUUACACGACGGUCGUGCAAGCGGAGCAGGAGGAUUGUUGAUCGAGUGGGAGACUCGUUUCAAGAUUGGAUUAGGGGUUGCUGAGGGAUUAGCUUACUUGCAUCAUGACUGUCGACCCCCGAUCCUCCACCGUGAUGUGAAGGCACACAAUAUUUUGUUAGGGGAUCGAUACGAGCCAUGUCUAGCAGAUUUUGGCCUUGCUAGGCUUGUUGAGGAUGAAAAUAGGUCAUUUUCAACUCAUCCUCAGUUUGCUGGAUCCUACGGCUACUUUGCUCCGGAAUAUGGCUGCAUGCUGAAAAUCACAGAGAAAAGCGACGUAUUCAGCUAUGGAGUAGUGUUGCUAGAGAUCAUAACUGGUAAAAAGCCAGUCGACCCAUCAUUCCCAGCUGAACACCAACACCUAAUCCAAUGGGUUCGUGACCAUCUAAAAUCCAAAAAAGAUCCAGUAGACAUCAUUGAUCAAAAGCUUCAAGGCCAUCCAGACACACAAAUUCAAGAAAUGUUGCAAGCCCUGGGAAUAGCCUUGCUUUGCACCAGCAAUCGAGCUGAAGAUCGACCAACAAUGAAAGAUGUAGUGGCUCUAUUGAAGGAAAUCCGACAAGAUCAUGAUCCCUCGGCGGCGGCGGCUGCCGGCGAAGUCCAGAAACCGGCCAAUAAAUCUGGUAGAAGUCCUGGAGAAGUUUCUUUGUGUAAUUCUUCGACUACGUCUUCAUCAGUUACACCAGCUCAGUUGUUGCAGCUACAAGGCUCAUCUAAUUGUUCCUUUGGUUAUUCUUCUUCAUCAACUAGUUAUAAUUCAAGAAACCAAUAAUUCUUUACUGCUUAGUUUCUAAUUUAUUAGGUGUAGAAUAGGAUUGAUGAUGCUUGAUCUAAUAAUUUGAUGUAAAGUUGAAAAGAAAUAGAGUUUCUAUUUUUGUUAAGUUUGAUCAAAGAGAUCAAUUAGAUGAGCAGAAUGUAUAGCCACCUAGCAUUUAUUCUAAUUGUUCCUAGUGGACGGGGCUAUCAAUCUUGGU